This is a messenger RNA of Syzygium oleosum, 1574 nucleotides long. Its product is annotated as heavy metal-associated isoprenylated plant protein 36-like. NCBI's taxonomy places the organism in Eukaryota, Viridiplantae, Streptophyta, Magnoliopsida, Myrtales, Myrtaceae. The record is from RefSeq and is a predicted model, not a curated record. Gene Ontology annotation, molecular function: metal ion binding. Bases 151 to 1284 code for a protein of 377 amino acids. The transcript is spliced from 3 exons.
GCCAUUUGCCACCCUCUCUCCUCUCACUUUCUCUGUCUUUACUGCUCCUUAAAGUUCUCGCACGCACGCUCUUCACAGCUCUCUGAGGCCUCUCCCUCUGCCUCUCUCGCAGCAAACCGUCGGCUCUUUCCUUCUCUGCUCUGUUCUUUCAUGGCGAACCCGGAGGGCAAGGGCGAGGUGAUGAAGCCGGAAAUAAAAUAUGUAGAAGAAACUUCAGAGCCCUCUCUCAAGUACAAGACAUCGGUCUUGAGAGUUUCCGUCCACUGUGAAGGCUGCAAGAGAAAAGUCAAGAAGGUUCUUCACAGCAUUGAAGGCGUUUACACUACAGAUAUCGACCUGAGGCAACAAAAAGUGACCGUGAACGGCAACGUCGAGGCAGAGACCUUGAUCAAGAAACUAGUAAAGACGGGCAAGCAUGCAGAGCUAUGGCCUGUAAAGCUCAAUUCAAAGGACAAAAAGCAGGGCAAGUCAAAGAACAAAGAGAAACGGAACGAUCCAGAAAGCAUCGACGAAUCUGAAGACGAUGGCGGUGGUUGUGGUGGUGGAGUUGAACUAAAAGAAGGCGACUCGGCCAAAGGCUUUGAACAUGGUGGUGGAACCAGCAAGAACAGCGAAGGCGGUGGCCCUGGCCACGGUGGGGGGACGCCGUUUAAGGGCAGCGUCACCGUCCAGGUGAAGGAGAUGAGGCCUGAGGGGAGGCAUGCGGUGGUGUCCUUUCCGGCCGGUAACCAUUCACCGACAGCGGCGGCUGAGAAUCCAGCUUUCGGAAACGGCGGCGGCGGCGGGGGCGGCGGGGGCGGCGGUGGCGGCAGCGGCGGCGGUAAGAAGAAGAAGAAAAAGAAAGGGAAUAAAGGGCACAGUAAUAACCCCGUUGGUGAUGAGAGUGAACAGCAUCCUUCCGGUGCACUCGCAGGCACUGUAUCGCCCAAGCACGGCCAAGUUCAAGUUCAAGUUCAAGGCCAACUGGGUCAAGGCCAAAUGGGUCAAUGCCCGAUGUUCUAUCCGGGAGAUCACAGCCCUCCACGCCAUGACGGGUACCAAUACCCGCCGCAUCACUACGUCCCUUCCGCGUACGCCGUCAGUUACCACACAGCGUAUCCGAGCGCCAGCUGCGGGGCGUCGUACUACGCCCCGCAGCCGCCGUCGUAUGCCUAUGAGUACGUGCAUCAUCCGGGGCUGGAAGUCGAGCGAGCGCCAUCUGAUCUUGACUCGUACUCUCGGCGCCCGUGCGAUACGUUCGAGCUGUUCAGCGAUGAGAAUCCCAAUGCUUGCUCCGUCAUGUGAUCACCAUAAUCUAGUGAAAAUGGAAGCAUUUGAAAGGUAUAUAUAUGUGUGGUGAUGGGUCAUCUGGACAUGCAAGAACUUAUGCUGCUUUGUGUAAGUUUAUGGAGUGUAACUUUUGCAAUGCAUGUAGGCACCCAGUGAAGGACCAUGUAAGUGGGUUGAAAGUAGAAGUGGACUCAAACUUUUGGGGUUGAAAUGAGUAUUUUUCUUAUGGCGAGGACCCACAAUUUAGCGUUCGGAUUUGUCAAGUACUUUUGGAUCUUUCAAGGUUGGUUGGUUGAUUUAUUAGU